UUUUCAAAAAAAAAAUUUUGUCACAGGUCUGCCUCAGUCUGAGGGUAAGUCUGUUAUUCUUACUAUCGUGGACAUAUUUUCUAAGAUGGUUCAUCUUGUGGCUCUGAACAAACUCCCAUCUUCCAAGGAACUAAGUCAAAUCUUCAUGAAAGAGGUCUUCAGAUUACAUGGAUUACCCAAAGACAUCGUUUCAGAUCGUGGGCCACUGUUUGUAUCUAAGUUUUGGAGGGAGUUUUGUUCUGCUAUGGAAAUAACAUUAAGUCUGUCCUCAGGUUUCCAUCCUCAGACUGAUGGCCAGACGGAGAGGGCUAACCAGGAGUUGGAAACCCACCUGCGCAUACUGUGUGAAGACAAUCCCUCCAAAUGGGUAGAGUACCUCCCUCUGGUCGAGCACGCCCUCAACACCCUUCCAGCUAGUGCUACUAGUCUCUCUCCUUUCUACGUGGUUCAUGGAUUCCAGCCACCGGUGUUCAGUAUUCAGGACCGUGAAGCCCAGGUGCCAUCUGCAUACCAAGCCGCCCUCAGAUGCCAGAGAGUAUGGCGAAAAGCCAGAAAGGAAUUACUCAAGACCUCCAUUGUCACCACCAGAACAGCCAAUCGAUGAAGGAUCCCGGCUCCACACUACCAAGAAGGUCAGAGUGUCUGGCUUUCAACUAAAGGGGGUCAAAUGUAGGAAGCCGGCACCUCGCUUCGUGGGACCAUUCCCCAUAGCCAAGGUUGUUAACCCAGUGGCUGUGAAACUGAAGCUUCCUAGAUCCAUGAGAGUUCACCCGACCAUUCAUGUGUCCCGGGUCAAACCUGUUCUCCAAUCCAGAUUUGAGCACCCCUCCAGGCCCUUUCCUCCCACCCAACUCAUCGAUGGUGGUCCAGCCUACACAGUUCGACGCAUCCUCAAGUCUCGUCAUUGGGGUAGUGGCAUCCAGUAUUUGAUUGACUGGGAAUGUUAUGGACCUGAGGAACGUUCAUGGGUUCCAGCACGCCAUGUCUUGGACAAGGAAUUAAUUAAGCAGUUUCACAAAGACCACCCUGACCAACCUAGUUUCUGCCAGAGGUCCGUCAGGAGCUGGACCUUAAGUGGGGGGCUCUGUUAUGUUUUACAACCACAGUCUAGCUCUGCUCCUGUUCCUCCUCCUCUCACACUUUCUCAGCAGCUCCACCCUCUCAGUAAUCAGCUCAUUGUACUCACCUGCUCCAUUCUGUAUUUAGCUCAGUCACUAUCCACAGUUCCUUGCCAGAUUGUCAUUUGCCUUGUCAGUGAUUUUCCAGCGUUCUU
Molecule: messenger RNA, 1273 nt
Organism: Austrofundulus limnaeus
Lineage: Eukaryota; Metazoa; Chordata; Actinopteri; Cyprinodontiformes; Rivulidae
Source: RefSeq, a predicted model, not a curated record